GACAAAUUUAAACAGUUUUAAGAGAGGUGUGACAGGAGAAAUGCUAACACUAGCAUGGCAACUUAACAGUGCUAACAUAUAUAUAUUUGCGGCGGACUCGACCACGAUGAACCUCUGUCCUCUGGCGAAUGCUACAACCCCAAAACCGACCGGUGGACGAUGAUCGCCUCCAUGGACAGCGGCUGCGCCUCAGCUCGGGCUGUCGCCUACCAAGACAAAAUCUAUCUGGCUGGUGGCCACACAUACGGCGUGUCUUUGUGCAGAGUCAUCGUCUACAACCCGCUGUCGAACCAGUGGAGCAGUAUGACUCCCAUGAUUUACGCUCGCAGGCACUUUGGCAUGGCGGUGCUGGAGGAGCAGCUGUAUGUGGCCGGAGGAUACAACAACGUGAGCGACCUCUGUAAGGUGGAGUGCUACGAUGAAAACACCAGCAGGUGGCACGCCGUCCGGGACAUGGAGGCACCCCUCUACGGCUUCAGCUUCUGUGUGGUGGAGCGACACUUUUACACUGCUUCAAACCUGCCCAAAUUAACUACAGUGUUCCCUAUAUGUCCAUGA
Molecule: messenger RNA, 558 nt
Organism: Eleginops maclovinus (Patagonian blennie)
Lineage: Eukaryota; Metazoa; Chordata; Actinopteri; Perciformes; Eleginopidae
Product: kelch-like protein 18
Exons: 3
Coding region: 160-558 (132 amino acids)
Molecular function (GO): protein binding
Source: RefSeq, a predicted model, not a curated record